AUGGCUCCUUCUGCAACAGAAGCCCAAUCAGCACCAGAGCUCAACCCUAUCGAAGUCAACGACAAAGCAGGUGUCAAACUCCAAGAAAAGUGGGUGAAAAGCACCGGGGUUUUGGACCAGUUUGAGUCUUUCGAUGUCACUCCUGUCAUUGGUCGCGAGUUUCCAAAUGUCAACUUGGUAGAAUGGUUACAAGCUUCCAAUGCCAAUGAACUCUUGCGCGAGCUUGCUCUUACCAUAUCUCAGCGUGGUGUGGUAUUCUUCCGUGCACAAGAUGAUCUCACUCCCGAAUUACAAAAGGACCUUGUCCAGCGCAUUGGUCUACUUUCAGGAAAACCACCCACUUCAGGGCUUCACAUCCAUCCACUGCUCAAUCCAGAGAGGGAGGGGUAUCGCGUGACGGAUCCGGAAAUUAGUACCAUUGACUCGGAGCUCAACAAGAAACUCUACAGCAAUACGAGAUUCGAUCGAGCCAACGACCUACAAAAUACAUCUAAAUGGCAUUCAGAUAUUGCCUUUGAACCUAAGCCAGCUGACUAUUCUAGCUUGAAGCUAGAGAUACUGCCAAAGACAGGAGGUGACACACUGUGGGCAAGUGGGUACGAGAUUUACGACCGUAUCUCGGAACCGUACCAGAGGUUCCUCGAAACUUUAACAGUAACCUUCCAACAGCCUGGCUUUAUCGAAGCUGCUAAGAAUGGUGGGUUCGAGCUAUAUGAUAAGCCUAGAGGAGCACCAGAAAAUGUGGGAAGGGAGUUAAAAGCCGUGCAUCCAGUAGUGAGGACUAACCCAGUCUCUGGAUGGAAGUCGCUUUUCCCAGUCGGAGGUCAUGUCAGCCACAUUAAUGAUAUUACUUCAUUGGAAGGUAAAGCAUUGUUGGAAUGGUUCAAGCGAUUGUUGCUAGACAAUCAUGAUUUGCAGGUGCGGUUCAAAUGGAAGAACCAGAAUGACCUUGCUAUCUGGGAUAAUCGCUCGACUUUUCAUACAGCCACAGAUGAUCUCGAUGGACAGGGUGAAAGAUAUGGUGUCAGAGCCGUGAGCGUUGGAGAAAAGCCGUUCUUAGAUCAUGAGAGCAAGUCCAGACGAGAAGCUCUAGGUAUUUAA
Messenger RNA from Sclerotinia borealis F-4128, 1101 nucleotides. NCBI's taxonomy places the organism in Eukaryota, Fungi, Ascomycota, Leotiomycetes, Helotiales, Sclerotiniaceae. The record is from the annotation of a GenBank genome assembly.